CAACAGUUGAAUAUAAAGCAAUUGUAAAAUACCCAAUUGAUUUCAAUAAAAGGAAAAAACAAAUAUAAACCCUCAAACAAUUCGAUAUCGAAGCAAAAUGCGCGCCGUUCAAGAUCUAUGGCUGAGUAACAUAUUUGACUCCAGAAUGGUGCUGCAGAAUCACAACACUGUGGUUGCCCGCUCCACACUGACGCCGAACAGCAGCAGCCAGAACUUUGGCUCCCACCACGGUGGCCAAUCGCUGGGCGUGGGUCGGACACCGUUGAGAAGUGGACCGAGCAACCAGCGUCCGAUUGUCGAUCUGCUGGUGGCCAUGGUGGCUGUCCCUGUGUUGAUAUUGUGCGCCUUGCAGCUGGAGAAGAAUCUGCACGAGAUGCACGACAGCGCGGAGUCGCGUUGGCUUGUGUUUGCUUUGGGGAUUGGCAUGCUGGUGAUCAGUGUGAUCAUCUGUGGCUAUGUCACACAUCGCAUGGGCGUCUGCAUCUGGGCUGGACCCAUCGACGAGGCCGGCAAUCGUGCUGGCAAUGGAGCACUCCCCCACAUCAACUCACAGAAUGAUGUGCUGCGCAUUGUGGACUCGCUGCCGCCCAGCUAUGAGAGUGUGGUCAAGUGUGAUCUGCCUCCGCCGCCAUACGAUUGCCUCGUCAUCGAUGUGGAGCAGAGCAAAGCCAUGCAGCCGCAGACAUCGUCGAAGGAUGCGUCCCAAGCUCAGACGGCUUCCGGUUCCAUUUCCAUAGCCAUAUCAGGCGCAACUCUGCACAUCUGAAAUGGGAAGGAAAUGAAAAGCGAUGGCAUCAAAUAAACAGAGAUAGAGCUAGGGAGAGAGUGAGAGAGGGGGGGCAAAGGCAAAGCAGUGAGAGGAGAGAGAAAAAAGAGAUUUUUCGCUUGUGGCAUUGAAUUUGAAUCUGUACUUGACCUACUACACGAUGGCGCCAUCUAACGGUGGCUUUUGGCUAAGCAUAUGGCGAUGUAUUUACUUCGAUUUAAGAUCUUAGAGUAUUGUUUUUUUUUUUUCUUUUUUUUUAUCUAUAGCGCAUUCACUGCUUAACGAUAAACACGUUUCUGUCUUUUUGUUUUUUUUCUUCUAAUGUUUUUUUUUUUUGUUCUAUUAUUUCUAACUUUGUCUACGCAGCAUUGUAAAUAUUCCUAAACACAGCAUCUAGUCCAAAGUUGUACAUAACCUAAAAGAGCUAUAGAUAAAUAUGCCCAAAAAUAAUAAUGCGUACGAGUACAUUUUGUAUUUACUAGAGACAUAUACUAUACACUAUAUAUAUAUCUAUAUAGUUGAUAUGUAAUUGCAUCCAUACACAUUUCAUUGCCAAGUUUGUAUGGGACGUCGAAGUUGGAGGAGGAGCAGGAGGAGGGGGAAAGGGGGUUACAUAGCAAGUUAGCGAUUACCAUAUAGUCUGUAGCUUUGUAUUUAUAUACUUACUUAAUACAUUAUAAUGUAUAUAUUUGUAUGUGCAGUUAUCGCGUAUCGAUAGCCAUCAAUAACGAUUACAUUUAGCUGAUUUCCAAAAUAAAGAAUUCCUAUUAAUAUUAAA
Molecule: messenger RNA, 1544 nt
Organism: Drosophila sulfurigaster albostrigata
Lineage: Eukaryota; Metazoa; Arthropoda; Insecta; Diptera; Drosophilidae
Exons: 3
Coding region: 98-766 (222 amino acids)
Source: RefSeq, a predicted model, not a curated record